AUGGUGACGCAGACGUUCUGCAACUUGGCGGCCCGCAACAGCAACAUCAGUCGCGAUGUGGCCGAUCUGACCGUCCAUUACUGCCGUGACGCCCUGGCCAACCUGGAAGAAGUCAGCCAUGGAAACGAGGAACGGCGGCGCCAAGCUGAAACGGCGGCCAGGUUUCGCGAGCAGGUGGACACGAGACUCUCCAACUUGUGGGAGAGUAUCGAAAGGGUGAGUGAUCAGGUUCGCCAGUCGGGAGGGGGGAUGGCGGAGGGCACGUUAAAGGGGGUGGAAGAGAGGUUGAGAGAGGUUCUGAGAGAAGACUCUGAGCGGCGGAACAGGGAUAGACUGCAGGACGAGGAGCGGAGGCAGAAGGCCACGAGGAAGGAAGCAGACGCCGCAGAGAGACGGAAGAAGGAACAACAACAGGAGGAAGAGCGUCGGCAGAAGGAGAUGAGAGAGGGAAUGAAGGAGAUGAAGGAGGCGAUGAUGGAGAUGAAGGCAGAAAUGAAGGAGAUGAAGGAUGGGAUGGUAAACCCGAUUGUGGGGAGGUUGAGCGCGGUUUUGCGAGAAGAAUCCGAGCGGCAGAAGAAGGCAAGGCAAGAGGACGCGGAGCGGCGACAACAGGUAGGAAGGCAACGGAGGGAGAUCGGCGACAGAAGGAGGAUGCGCAGAGGAAGGAGGCUGAGGGAGGACGAUCGGGAGGAAAGGGAGAAACAACAGGAGAAGGAGCACCAGCAAAAUGAGGAGGCGCAGAGGAAGGAGGCAGAGGAAGCAGAGCGGGUGGAGAGGGAAAAACAGCAGGAGAUGGCGCGCCUGCAGAAGGAGGAGGCGCAGCAGAAAGAUGCAGAGGAGGCCGAGAGGCAGGAGAGGGAGAAACAGCAUGAGAUGGCGCGCUUGCAGAAGGAGGAGAGGCAGAGGAAGGAGGCAGAGGAGGUAGAGCGGCAGCAGAGGGCGAAACAGCACGAAUUGGACCGCCUGCAGAAGGAGGAGGCGCAGAAGAAGGAGGCAGAGGAGGCCGAGCGGCAGCAGCGGGGCGAAACAGCAGGAGAUGGAGCGCCUGCAGAAGGAGGAGGCGCAGAAGAAGGAGGCAGAGGAGGCCGAGCGGCGGCAGAGGGCGAAACAGCAGGAGAUGGAGCGCCUGCAGAAGGCGGAGCAGUGCCGAGCAAAGAAGAGGGCCAGACUUGCAUCCUACGCGGAACAGCAGCGGCAACUGGAGGCAAAGGCAAAGGCGAUGGCUGA
Closterium sp. NIES-65 is the source of this 1227-nucleotide messenger RNA. NCBI's taxonomy places the organism in Eukaryota, Viridiplantae, Streptophyta, Zygnematophyceae, Desmidiales, Closteriaceae. The record is from the annotation of a GenBank genome assembly.